AUGGCAGUUUCUCAGGACUCAGGAACAAUGUUUGAAGCGAUUCACGGUAGAAUGAGAGAGAAGAUCGUGCUACAGCGGCUGAUAGUGAUUGCUCGGCUCCCCCACGAUCCUGCUGAUAGGACAGAACUGGGAGCUCAUUACGAAAAUCUGAAAUUUCAGUUGAACAAACAGUACAUCUGGGAUCACAUAACAGGCCUGCUGUUGAUUUAUCCGUCCUGUCUGCUGCAUGUCGUUGAAUCUUCCAGGGAUAUUCUGAUUUCUGUUUUGAAGGACCUGACCGUCAUGCAACAACAGCCACACUGUGCCUUGAUGGAAGCCAAGAUCGUGUUCAUGGCACAUGACCCUGAAAGCAGGCUGUUCCACCAGUGGAGCUAUAAGGUGCUGGAUGCAGGUCAAGCUGCAGGAAACACUGGAGUUAAAGAACUUGAGGAAGAUGAAAACAGCACAGAAACUCUGGUUUGCAGUGUUCUGUCAGCUCUGCAGAAGCUGAGUGAACAACUUGAAAUAACCAAGAAGGCUCUCCCUGGGUCGGUGCUGGAUGAGACUCCGGAGCUCAUCGUCCCUCUGAAGGUUCUGGACAAGCUUUUGGGUCGUGAUGAACUCCUGAGUCCACAGCAGUACCUGCAGAUGUACAACUCCCCUUUACACGUCAGCAUUGAGUUUGGACAAAUUAAUCCAAGAAGCUUCUUCCCCAGUGUUUAA
Stegastes partitus (bicolor damselfish) is the source of this 702-nucleotide messenger RNA. It is a transcript of the gene tex47, whose product is annotated as testis expressed 47. The transcript is spliced from 8 exons. The record is from RefSeq and is a predicted model, not a curated record. Bases 1 to 702 code for a protein of 233 amino acids. Lineage: Eukaryota; Metazoa; Chordata; Actinopteri; Pomacentridae.